Ceraceosorus guamensis is the source of this 1026-nucleotide messenger RNA. Its product is annotated as putative YKT6-snare protein for endoplasmic reticulum-golgi transport. Gene Ontology annotation, cellular component: Golgi apparatus. Bases 247 to 786 code for a protein of 179 amino acids. Lineage: Eukaryota; Fungi; Basidiomycota; Exobasidiomycetes; Ceraceosorales; Ceraceosoraceae. Gene Ontology annotation, molecular function: SNAP receptor activity. Gene Ontology annotation, biological process: endoplasmic reticulum to Golgi vesicle-mediated transport. The transcript is spliced from 5 exons. The record is from RefSeq and is a predicted model, not a curated record.
AACCCGCCCGGCGCACAGGCAGUGCCUCUCGUCACGGCUUGGGAUUUGUCAGGCUUCAACUUUCUGCAAAGAGGCACUGUGCAGGAUGUCAUGGCUUUCAUGGCAAAAGUGAGUGGUUGGGGGCUGUGCAAGGUGUGAGCGCUUGGCGGUGAGGAGUGGGAGGAGGAGGAGGAGGAUUGGGCAGAGCUGCAGGGAGGAGACAGCAGCAGGAGAUGCGAGCGCGUUAUUGCCUGCGAAGCGAGACUGAUGCGCAAGCCCUCACAGACGGUAGCCGAGCGGACAUCCCCAACGCAGCGUCAAUCGGUGCAAGAGAACACGUACGUAGCGCACGUCCAUUCGCGACCCGCCUCGGAGGGCAUUUCGGGCGUCUUGGUAUCCGACACCGAGUACCCUUCCCGCGUUGCGUUUUCCCUGCUCAACAAGACGCUGGACGAGUUUGUGCUCAAAGUUCCAAAGGGAUUGUAUGAGAGGCAGGUCAACUCCAUCACCACGGGAAGCAGCUCUGCUCCCUCGGCCAAGGGAACGGGUAUCUUGGACAAUGCAGUCUUUCCGCAAGCGCAGGAUUAUGUGAACAGGUAUCAGGACCCUAGACAGGCUGAUCAGAUCAUGAAGGUGCAGCAAGAACUCGACGAGACAAAGAUCGUCCUGCACAAGACCAUAGAUUCGGUGCUGCAGAGAGGGGAGGAUCUGGACAAGCUGGUGGAAAAGAGCGGCAGUUUGAGCGCUCAGAGCAAAAUGUUCUACAAGUCUGCAAAGAAGCAAAACAGCUGUUGCGUCAUCAUCUGAUUCAGGGGGCCUUUCGUCUGUUUUCACCGCGCGACGCUUGCCCUUUUCCGACUCGCGCCACAGCGCACUUGGUGCGAAGUGCGACUUGGCUUCUCUGCACGCAAGCACCUCUCAUCACACCUUCUCAUCUUGUAUAUCCGACGCUCAAUACUAUUCGCCUGGUCAUACCUUUUAAGCGUCGACCGAUGGCCGUGUUCGUGGGUAUUUGCACAACCUGCAAAUCGGAAUGUCAAGCACGGG